AUGGCCCCAAACCACGACCAACAUCUCACCGGCGGCCAAUAUCUGUGCGAGCGUCUUCCAGCGGAAAUUCUGCUCGAGAUCGGCUCGCACCUCAACAAGUCAGAUCGACUGAAGCUCCGCACAGUAUUUCCAAAGAGGCUCGCACACCUUGUCGAUGACAUGCCCAAAAACGUGCUAGACGUUCUCUACGUGGCGCCAACCAAGAUAUCUCUCGCCAACUUUGCUAGUAUCGGCAGCACCAGAUUGUUCCAGCGGCACAUCCGCCACGUGACGUUUCUUGCAAAUGGCAUGGGAAUGGAUCCGGAGUUCCGGGUUGUGGUAUACGAUGAGUUCCAGAAACUGUUCAAAGACGCUCAGGCGGAGCGGGGAGAGUCGAUUGACGAGCCUGAGCUCUGCGCGAGCUUGUUUCGCCGGUAUCAGGAGCUUACGACAGGCCACAUUCUCCAGGCUCCACUUCACCCGUGGGAUGGAAACUUCGGAAGUCUGAAUCAGGAAGAUGUCAAGGUCUUAGCCACUGGUCUUUCUUGA
Messenger RNA from Fulvia fulva, 528 nucleotides. RefSeq lists its product as uncharacterized. Lineage: Eukaryota; Fungi; Ascomycota; Dothideomycetes; Mycosphaerellales; Mycosphaerellaceae. The record is from RefSeq and is a predicted model, not a curated record. Bases 1 to 528 code for a protein of 175 amino acids. The transcript is spliced from 2 exons. Gene Ontology annotation, molecular function: protein binding.